UUGACACAGCUGGUUUGAUAUUGAGUCUUUGACCAUCUAAAAAGAUGUACCACUCUCGCUCAAAACGAGGGGGCAUUUGGUAAUUUUGUCUUCAGGUUGUCUGUAUGCAGACACCCUCGAGCCAAUAAGAUUUGCCCAUCCACUGAUUCUCUCAACUCACUCGUACAUUUGAGAAAGAGAAAGUUUGAAGUGAGAGAGAGGAGUUAAAGAUGGCCAAUCUUAGAAGUCCAAGGUUUCAGCUCUUACUGGUUUUGCAAGUCCUUAUGCUAAUACAAUCCAAAGUGCUUUGCUACCAGUACAAAGUUGGAGAUCUAGAUGCUUGGGGCAUACCCACUUCAACAAAUCCACAAGUCUACACCAAAUGGUCAAAAACCCAUGAAUUCAAGAUGGGAGAUUCUCUCUUGUUUUUGUACCCACCAAGCCAAGAUUCAGUGGUUCAAGUCACAGCACAAGCCUACACCAGCUGCAACCUCAAAGAUCCAAUCUUGUACAUGAACAAUGGCAACUCUCUGUUCAAUUUCACUUCAUUGGGGGACUUUUACUUCACCAGCGGUGAACCGGGUCAUUGCCAGAAGAACCAGAAGCUCCACAUUUCUUUUGGCAAUGGCUCUGCCUACUCUCCCUCCUAUGGCCCUAGUGCAUUGCCUGAUUCUGCACCUUCUUACCCCACAGUUUUUGGCACAAUCCCAGCACCCCCUUCUUCUGCACCAUCACAAAGUUUCCCAGUUCUCAUGGUAGCUGUUAUUGGAUUUGUGGUAUGUUCACUGCUCAGUGGCAAUCUCUGAACAGCUUCAACAUGGCUGUUUUUGGAUUCUUUUUUUUUUUCUUCUUCUCAUGAAAGGUUCUACAAACAUUGGCAUAUUGGUUGAUAUAUGGAAUUUUGGUAU
Messenger RNA from Prunus avium (sweet cherry), 887 nucleotides. RefSeq names its product early nodulin-like protein 8 (gene ENODL8). The record is from RefSeq and is a predicted model, not a curated record. Lineage: Eukaryota; Viridiplantae; Streptophyta; Magnoliopsida; Rosales; Rosaceae. Gene Ontology annotation, cellular component: plasma membrane. Gene Ontology annotation, molecular function: electron transfer activity.